This is a messenger RNA of Acanthosepion pharaonis, 513 nucleotides long. The record is from the annotation of a GenBank genome assembly. Lineage: Eukaryota; Metazoa; Mollusca; Cephalopoda; Sepiida; Sepiidae.
AUGACCGCCUUGCUGACGCUACCCCACGCCUAUCACACCCAUAUUCUUCAAGGUAAAGACAUAGAGAUCGAUCGGUCUUUCUUCCUGAGAAUGAAAUGCGUAUUAGCUAAAAGAAACGCUGGAUUGACAACCGGCGGCUACAAAGUCAUUCACUGCAGCGGUUAUCUCAAAAUCAAACAGUUCACAAUGGACAUUUCCCCGUAUGAUGGGUGUUAUCAAAACGUCGGAUUAGUGGCUGUGGGUCACUCGUUACCUCCAAGCGCCGUCACUGAGAUUAAAAUGUUUAACAAUAUGUUCAUGUUUCGGGCCAGUCUCGAUUUGAAACUAAUUUUUUUAGAUGCUAGGGUUGCUCAAUUAACUGGCUACGAACCUCAAGAUUUGAUAGAGAAAACCCUGUAUCAUUAUAUACACGCCUGUGAUAUCCUCCAUAUGAGAUACUCUCACCAUACUCGUGAGUAUACACCGAUUUCUUAUAAUCUAUCAAUCGCAUAUUAUAUUGAUUUUUAUCAAUGA